This is a messenger RNA of Anoplophora glabripennis (Asian longhorned beetle), 1299 nucleotides long. RefSeq names its product zinc finger protein 239-like. Lineage: Eukaryota; Metazoa; Arthropoda; Insecta; Coleoptera; Cerambycidae. Gene Ontology annotation, biological process: regulation of transcription by RNA polymerase II. The coding region runs from base 1 to 1107 and encodes 368 amino acids. Gene Ontology annotation, molecular function: RNA polymerase II transcription regulatory region sequence-specific DNA binding; DNA-binding transcription factor activity, RNA polymerase II-specific. Gene Ontology annotation, cellular component: nucleus. The transcript has a single exon. The record is from RefSeq and is a predicted model, not a curated record.
AUGACAAAGAAAAAUACGAACUUGGAAACAAAGAUGGCCAAGAAAACAGGGAAAAUUAGAAAUAAAGCAUCUGAGUAUGGAAACUCAAAUAAAAAGAAUAGGAUAAUAAAAACCAGAAAUAAAAAUAAAAAACAAAAUACCUCCGACGUAGUUAUCGAAGAUACCUCAUCAAAAAACGAUUAUGAAAAGACUGACCGUGAACCUUCCGAGAAUAAAGUAAACGUCGCCGAGAAAGUGAAGACGGUGAAGAAAAAAAAGCGAAAAUUAGACCUCGAAGACGACGUCAUAGAUAAAUACCCACUAGACAAGUUCAUAAACCUCAACGAGGUCAAAUUGCCUUUAAAGUGCAACUCUUGCGAUUCCACCUUCAACACCAGCGAAGACUUCGUGUUGCACUCCAAAGAACACAACGAAGACGGCAGGUAUUCCUGCCACCUCUGUGACUACAAGAAGAAGAAGAAGCUCUCUAUCCUUCAGCACAUAAAAGGACACGACUUGUUCAAGUGCGAACUCUGCCGAAAAGUAUUCAAGAGGAAACGGUGCGCGAUCAAACACUCCCUGAUGCACGCCACAAAGAAACCCUUCCAAUGUGAAAUUUGCGGGAAAGAACUAAGCAACAACAAAAAUCUACGACACCACCGCCAAAUGGUACACCUGACCGGGAAACCAGUGAUAUACCAAGAAUGCACGAUUUGCCACAAGAAAUACAAAUCGGUCAGCAGCCUGAGGAGACACUGUUCCUUCAAUCACAAGGAACUAGGCAUAGACAUGUCGGUGAUCUGUGAAAUUUGCGGGAAGAGUAUUUCCACGAAAGGAGGCCUUUUGAUUCACCUCAGGACCCACAGAGAAAAAAGACCGCAUGCUUGCCACCUAUGCUCUAAGACGUUUGUCACUAGGACCUUCCUGAACGCCCACAUGGUGACGCAUACGGGAGAGAAGCCAUACGUUUGUAAAUUCUGUGGGAAAAGGUAUGGGCAUGGGUCUGCUUACCGGUACCACAUUAGGACACACACAGGAGACAGACCUUAUAGCUGUCAAUUCUGUGGGAAAGGGUUCAUCACCAAUGCCAAUAAGAAGAUACAUAUGAAGAGCUGUUUUAAAGGCUGAGUGAGUAGCUGAGAGUACACAGGGUGGUCGUUAAUUCGACUGCCGAACUAAAAUAAACUGAAUUAACUACUAAGGAUCUCGCGUAAGUCUUCUAAUUUGUAAAAAAGAAUAGUGUACGUGGUAUUUAUUAAAUUAUACUGUCUUUAAAAGUGUUUUGAAUGAGUACAAUAGGAAUAUCUUACAUAUUUUUAA